AUGAACAGGAUUACUAUUGACGGGAAAAUUGUUCUUCCGUGGGAGGAAUUGGAAAAAUGUAUAGAAAAGUUUUAUGCUUUAAGCAAAGCGGAUGGGGCAAGAAAACUGUACCAUCAAAUUAAAGAACAUUACUUUGGAAUUGGGGAGCCUAUGAUUCAAAAGUACAUAUCUAAUAAUGAUAUGCAGAGACAAAAACGACCGUUAUUUUCAAAUAAAGCACCACUUAUACCUGUUGACGCCAAAAAACCAAUGGAAAGACAUCAAGUUGACCUUGUGGACAUGCGUAAGCUCUUAGUGGAGAAAGACGAUGUUUCUUAUAAAUACAUUCUGUCAACAAUGGAUGUGUUCACGAGAUUUGUGUGGUUGCGACCAUUGUCUGAUAAGAGCUCGGAAAAUGUUGCUGCUAAGCUACGGGAGAUAUACUCGGAAUUUGGAAACCCUAAAAUAUUAAGAGUGACCAAGGUUCAGAGUUCAAAGGUGUUGUUACACGCCUCUGUAAAGAUAUGA
Molecule: messenger RNA, 507 nt
Organism: Mytilus trossulus (common blue mussel)
Lineage: Eukaryota; Metazoa; Mollusca; Bivalvia; Mytilida; Mytilidae
Product: KRAB-A domain-containing protein 2-like
Exons: 1
Coding region: 1-507 (168 amino acids)
Biological process (GO): DNA integration
Molecular function (GO): nucleic acid binding
Source: RefSeq, a predicted model, not a curated record